CAAGGCUAUUUACAUGUUUGCUUGUUGCUAAGAGAGCGCUAUUUUGUUUGAGUCCCAAUACUAGAGGCACUCAUUUUAACACGCGACAGAAAAGACAGAACGUAUUGCACUUUUAGCAAAUGGACAUAUACAUAUAGAUUUAUUUCCAGAACAAACAAGCCAUGGCUAGUUACCUCCGAGAUUCGGAAAUAGUAAGCGAGGGCCUUCCCUCUAUCAGACGUCGAGGAAGCAGCCCUCAGAGACAUAUCUCAUCACUCGGAGACGAGAUACUCAGCAAUGAGCGCCCACAUGUUAGGUUCAGCGGUACCGCGCCAUCAGGCUUAUACAGAGAAAGAGUUGAAAGCCCUGUUUUGUUUGGCAGACCUUCUUCUCCUUUCGGGAGGCCGUCUUCUCCGUCCACCACACAGACGCAGAACAGGAAAAUGCUUAUGGAAUUACAAGAUCAAGUGAAGUCGUAUAAGGAGGAGCUUCUUAAAAAGGAUCAGUUAAUCUCUCAGCUUUCAACUGUUGAUGCUACCAAUUCUAGCAGAGGACUAUCACAGCGUAGCAUUGAAAUUGCAAAGCUGGAGACUGUGUUUGGUGCUGAAAGGAUGUCUGCAGAAACUGCAAGAGGGGAGGCAGCAGCCUUGCAUGUCAAAGUGGAACAUCUGCAAGCACAGAACAAAGACCUGCAAAUACAAGUUGAAUCCAAAGAUGACAAAAUAAAAGAAAUCAGGAAGGAAGUGGAGAAAUAUAAAGAGAAUGAUGCCAGGCUUUCGUCUCUUGUUCAGUCUCUGCGUGAUCGUCUCCAUGAAGCAGAGAGUCAAAGUGGGUCUCUGGAGGCUGCAGCAGGGCGUUGUGAAGUGACAAUUUCUUCUCUGCAGAAAGAGAAUAGAGAAGCACAGGACAGGAUAGUUGAGCUGGAAUCAAGAUUGAGGAGUCAUUUAAGUGAGAGAGAGGAAGCAGAGCAGAAAGCAGCUGCAGCAGAGAAAAAAUACCAGGAAAUAUGGACACAUAUUGGGUCCGCCCUCGGAGAGGAUGGCAUCUCUCCUGCUUCUUCAAGUUCUGUGGAUAUCUUGGUCAGGAAGGCUAAAGACAUUAUAGCAGAGAAUGCCAUCAUGAAAGGCAAGCUUACCAGCUUGCAUGAAGCUCUCGAGAACACAGAAUUGGAAACCAAGGCCAGCAGAGAGACAAUCAUGAGAUUGGUUUCUGAAGUAAAUAGAGAGCAAAAUGCUUCCUCAAAAUACACUGUAGAGAUGGACAACUUGAGAAUGGAGAGGGAUAAUGCUAUUAUGUCCAAAAGAGAACUUGAACAAGAAAUCAAACUCCUAAAAGAACGCUUGGAUGCAAGUCAGAGAGCAUGGAAUGCCACGCGUCAUGAGCUGGAUGAAAGAGAAAAACGUCUCUCCCACUUGGAUAGAGAGGCAAGGGAAUCUAGCUUCAGUGUUCGUAACUACCAGACCCAGUACAAUGCAUUUAGAGAAACCUUGGCUUCCAUCCUCAGUGAUGCCUUCAGAACUGUGCCUCCAAGCGAGGACAGCAUUAAGGACAAAAUUGGUCAACUGCUAGCAGCUAACAAGGACAAAGAAUCUCACAUUGAACUCCUUGAAAGCAAAGUAAAAAAUCUACAAGAGCAGUUCCAGAACCAGUAUGAUUUGCAGAAGGAGUCUGAACAUAGGGCUCACAGAUUAGAAGUUGAGAGAAGAGACAUUGCUGAGAGACUGCACAAGUAUGAGGCAGACUUGGCUGCAGGAGAAGUCUUCAGAGAUGGACUGAGAACUGACAAAGAAAAUUAUUUGAAAUUUAUGGAAAAGAUGGCUGAAGUGAUGAAAAUGGACAGAAUAUCAUCUGAAAUUGGUUUUGACAUGAAUGGCGAGACUCUCCUAACACGAGCAGAGCAGUUAGUGAAGUUGGAAGCCGAUGCUCUUGCUGACCGUAGCACCCAUAUCUACAACCUACAACGCAAAAUCAAAACCAUGAAAGAACAGCUGGAGAGCAAAGACCUACACAUGGAUCUGCUUCGCAAAAAGAUAGUUGCUUUGGAGGAAAAAUUGGUGGGGAGGUCUGAACUUGAGAAAGAAAGAGACGGUGAAACCAUCCGUGUGAGGAAACUUCAGAAACAAAAUGAGAAGUACCAGGUGCUGCUGCAGGAGGCUAGAGUGGAGAUCACAGACCUCAAAGCUCAACUCAUGGACAGCACUAACCUCAAGAUUAAAACCAUGGAGCAAGAAAAGGAACUAGCUGGCCUGGAAAAGACUGUUUCUGAACUGGAAAAGAUUCGACACAAGCAGGCAAAGAAAAUUGCAGGCCUCAAAAAUGAUUUUGAAGCUACUGAAAACGAGUUUGCAGAGAAGAAAUCAUCUUCAUUAAACACUGUACAAGCUUUGUCCAGUGAACUACGCACAACUAAACAGCUUUUGGAAGAUACAUCUAAACGUGAAAGACAGUUGGUGGACCUUCGCCAGGUGAUUUCUAGAAUGUUGGGCCUGGAUGUAAAUACCUUGGCUAUCCCAGACUAUGAAAUCAUUUCUCGUCUAGAAAAACUGAUUCAAACUCAUCAUGCACAUACCAUCACUGCUGCUGGGUUGGAGAGUGCUCUAGAAGACAUGGAAGAUGGAUUUAUCCGUGGGUAUCAGGAUGCUCGUGUGGUACUUGCAGCAACUCCAAGGAGGUCACGAUCCCCAACACGUGCAAAAACACGUGCUCGCUCAAUGUCUCCAGUGCGAAGGGACCCACGAUCCUAUUGAUAUUACACAGUAUGUUAUCUAGAUCAAGUAUUGGCUUCCUAGAAAAUCAGUGGUGCUCAGGGAGAUCAUACAGAACCUGGUGAUUGCUAACUACACUGACUGAUUAGUAUUUCCUUUAUCAGUUUCUUGUAGAGACUUUGAAUUAGUUUAGAGCUGGAGCAUUUUAAAUUAAUAAUAUAUAUAAUAUUUCACAAAUGGGAAAAAUUAAAUAAGUGAGACAGGAAAUGCCUUCUUUUUAAGGUGUUCUUGGGUAAAGUGCAUUUCAUGUUGUUAAAGGAAUUGUGCAAUUUUUAUU
Messenger RNA from Lingula anatina, 3021 nucleotides. Its product is annotated as coiled-coil domain-containing protein 170. The record is from RefSeq and is a predicted model, not a curated record. Lineage: Eukaryota; Metazoa; Brachiopoda; Lingulata; Lingulida; Lingulidae.